Messenger RNA from Ctenopharyngodon idella (grass carp), 2598 nucleotides. Its product is annotated as stonustoxin subunit alpha-like. The record is from RefSeq and is a predicted model, not a curated record. The transcript is spliced from 4 exons. Bases 1 to 2109 code for a protein of 702 amino acids. Lineage: Eukaryota; Metazoa; Chordata; Actinopteri; Cypriniformes; Xenocyprididae.
AUGGCAUCAGAGCCAAUGGAAGUGGCAGCUCUAGGAAGACCUCUGUCUCUUGGUAUGCUUUACGACUGCCGCAAAGAUUCCUUCAUUCCAGGUGUUACUCUGUGGGAUGAGAAAUCACUGAGUGAAAAUUUACACAAUCAUCCACAGCCCAGAACAGAUUUGAAGUUCAGUAGCUCUGACUCUCUUUCUAGUAAGUCCAGCCUCCUGGAUAUAAGUGCUUCCCUGAAGGCCAGUUUCAUGGGAGGACUUGUAGAGGUGGAAGGAUCUGGCAAGUUCCUGCGUGACACCAAAUCCUCCAACCAACAGUCCAGAGUUACAAUGUUUUACAGUGAAACCACAAGAUUUGAACAGCUCACUAUGUCCCAGCUGGGCCAGAUCACCUACCCUCAGGUGUUCGACCAGAAAACUGCAACUCAUGUGGUCACAGCGGUACUGUACGGAGCUCAGGCGGUCAUGGUGUUUGAUCGAUCGAUUUCAGAAGAGGAAAGCAAGCAGGAGAUUGAGGGAAAACUGAAUGUCAUGGUCAAGAGCAUCCCUGAAUUUUCCAUUAAAGGAAAAGGAUCUGUAAAUAUGAAAGACGAUGAAAAGAAAAUGUCUGAGAAGAUAUCCUGCACAUUUCAUGGAGACUUCUUAAUUGAGCAGAACCCCACCACAUACAUGGAAGCCAUACAGACAUAUAAGACGCUCCCCACUCUGCUGAAGGAGAAUCCACAGAAUGUGGUUCCAAUAAAAGUCUGGCUUUAUCCUCUUCAUCUAUUGGACGAUAAGGCAGCUCAGCUGCAGAGAGAGAUUACCACAAGUCUGAUUUCUGACACUGAACAUAUAUUCGAGGAGCUGGGAGAGGCAGAGAGGACGUGCAAUGACCUGUUCAAAAAUACACUGGUCAAUGCUUUCAGUGACAUCAAAGAGAGGCUGCAAUUAUUUCAGGACUCAUUAAGCACAUACAAAAUAAUGCUCCUGGAAGCAGUCCACAGGGUCUUGCCUGCUAUUCGAGGAGGAGAGGAGGAGGAGAAGUCUCUGGAAGAUAUCCUGAAUAUGCACAGGAGCUCCCCAUUCAGUGCUGACAAGCUUAACAAGUGGUUAAAUGAUGCAAAGUCUGAACUUCGCAUCUUGAGUUCUUACACCAAUAGGCUACAGGGGAUCAAUAUUGUAGGCUCAGCCGAUCUCAUUACCAUCUUUUUUGAUCCUGAUGUUGAUAAAGUGGUGUGCUUGACCUUCACAUCUCUGAAGUAUGAAGACCCAUAUCUUUCAACCCUGAAGGAGUUUCCGAAAUCUGACAUGUCUAAAGAGCUUGAUGCGAGUAAACCUUUUUCUGUGAAAUCUGUUAAAAAGUGGGUCAAUGGACACAGUGAGACUGACACUGGGUUUUCUACAAUGCGGUUCAUUGAACACAGUGCACACAGUGAACACAGUGUCACUGGGAUUUCCGUGAACUCUUUCACAAAGUGGUUCAAAGAUUUAAAUAUCAUAAUAAAGAUGAGACAGAACUUGUCUCAAUUCAGGAGGUUUGCAGAGGCCAAUAAAGAUGAAAAGAGAACCCGCUGCAUUAUUUCUGCCAUCUCCAAUCCCUUCAUUGCAGGCUCCUCUAUCAAUCAGUAUGAAAAAGGGAAACUGACAGACAGAGAGUUUCAGCCCACGUUCAAGCCGCCCCCAACAAUAGCAGAACCUGCGAUUGUAGGCGGGACAGGUGGUGACGAAUUCUCCUUUAAGUCUGCUUUAUACAACGCCUUUCAGAAGAUCACAAUAACUUACAAUCAGAAUGCGUUUUUCACAUCGAAUAGAGUGACAUCACUGAACACAAUACAAGUGAUUUUCCAGGAUUUCCAGAUGAUUAAAGUUGGCAGGGUAGCAGGAAAUAAAGAAAAAGUUUUUCUAUUUGACAUAACUGAUAAAAUUGUAAAUGCAACACUGUGGCCAAAUAGGGAUGGUACCAGAUUUGGGGGUUUGGAAUUUGUGGUUGAAAAAAAUGAUGGUGAAAGAAUAACAAUGUCUAUCAAACGUGCUGACUUGGGUGAGCCUGUGAUUGUUAAUGUUGGAUCAGGAAAAUGUUACGGCAUUAAAGGGAGAAGUGGAGAUGAAAUUGAUGCUCUGGGUUUCUACUGCAGUUAGCCUCCAGCCUGUUCUUGAUAAUUCUAAUCCAAAUAACAUCUAAACAGCAAUCAUAUACUCUAAACAUGUUUUUUAAAUGUAUACUCAGAUUUUAAGAGUAAAAAAUAUCAUAGAUUUGAACCAUAAACAAGUAACUCCAUUAACAACUGACAAAUUAAACACAUCAAAUCUGAGUUAAUGAAUAAAUAGUGAUUUUGGGGGUUUGUAAGGGAGAACAAUGUACCGUAUAGCAUCUUAUUCUGGUUAAUUUGUCCAUCUUUAUAUUUCAUCUAUUUUUUUUUUUUUGUACCUUGUGGAAGUACAAAAACUCUUGAUGUUCAAUGACAAUAAAGAGCUUAACUUGACUUUAAAGGGGCUUUAUGCAAGCUGUUGCUCACAAAUGUUCACUCUUUAAUUAUAUAACAGUGUGUAUUAAUGGUGUGUCUGGGAGAAGAGCCAAAGACAAUGAGCAGACCCAGAAAUCAUAUAAUUAAAAUUAAUUAUGAAGCA